Molecule: messenger RNA, 2418 nt
Organism: Blastomyces gilchristii SLH14081
Lineage: Eukaryota; Fungi; Ascomycota; Eurotiomycetes; Onygenales; Ajellomycetaceae
Product: Trp-Asp repeats containing protein
Exons: 1
Coding region: 360-2063 (567 amino acids)
Biological process (GO): rRNA processing; positive regulation of transcription by RNA polymerase I
Cellular component (GO): nucleolus
Molecular function (GO): protein binding
Source: RefSeq, a predicted model, not a curated record
CUGCAGUGCCAUGAGAAUGAUAACCAUUUCUUUAUAUCCUGCCUCCUGUUUAUGUCAAUGUAUUUAUUGUAUAUACGAACCUCCGCAAGUUGUGGGGUAGGAACAACAUUAUCCCGCCCCGGCGAAAUUUCUCCCGAGCUUCAAAAAAAAAUAAAAAAUAGUUCAAGCCGCAAUUGUUUAUCAGACAACACCAACACUAAUAUCUAUUUCUAUGCAAUUGGCCUGCGAACUACUACGAGCCGGGAACCUCAGUAGCGCAAUGUAUCGUAUACCUACCUGUUAAAUCUUACUUAAAACUCCACGACUCCCCCAAUCAUUGAUUCCCCAGCUCCAACCACCCACCUCACCUCACCGCAACCAUGGCGGCCCCCGUCCUCCCUCUCCCCCAAACGAAACUCCCCUCUAUCCCUUCUACCCGCCUAACCCCCGAACAACAAUACUGGCGCUCUUUUAAGAACCCUCUUCUCCUCCCCUCCCCCUCCAAUAGCCCCAUAAACCACAUCUCCCAACCCUUCGCCUCCUCCUUCACCUCCUCAACCACCAACCCAACAGCAGCACCCCCAGACCUCUUUACCGUCGCAACCGGCGCCCGCGUCCAACUCUACUCAAUCCGCACCCGCAAGCUCCUAAAAACCAUAACCCGCUUCGACGAUAUCACCCGCUGCGCCUCCGUGCGCGCCGACGGCCGCAUCCUCGCCGCCUCCGACGACAGCGGCACCAUCCAGGUCUUCGACAUCCACUCGCGCGCCAUCCUCAAGACCUGGCGCGAGCACAAACAGCCCGUCUGGGCCGUGCAGUUCUCGCCCGCGGAUCCCACUGCGCUGCUCAGCGCGAGCGACGACCGCACCGUGCGCCUGUGGGAUCUGCCGAGCGAGAGUAGCGUGCGGACUCUGCUGGGUCAUGAGGAUUAUGUGCGGUGCGUGGGGUUUAUGCCUGCGGCUGGUGGGGGCAGGGGGACGGAUUUGCUCUACUCGGGUGGAUAUGAUGGGCUGGUGAAGGUCUGGGAUUCGCGGGCGGGCCCGGGAGGGAGGAGUGUGAUGACGUUUAAGAUGCGGGGGCCGGUGGAGAGUGUGUUGCCGUUGACGGCGGGGACGACGAUGCUUGCUGCGGCGGAAAAUAAGAUUGCGGUGUUGGAUGUCGUUGCGGGGAAGCCAUUGCAUGUUAUCAAGAGUCAUCAGAAGACGGUCACGGCGCUGUCGCUAGCGUCGGGCGGGAGGAGGGUUGUCAGUGGCGCGCUGGAUGGACAUAUGAAGGUGUUUGAGACCACGGGGUGGAAUGUGGUGGGCGGGAGCAAAUAUCCCUCGCCGAUUUUGUCGUUGGGCGUCAUUGCCACGGGGUCGGAUAGGGAGGACAAGCACAUCGCCGUCGGCAUGCAGUCUGGUCUGCUAUCCAUCCGCACGCGGUUAUCGGGUGAGCAGAAGGUGCGCGAGCGCGAGCGGCAGAGAGAGAUGCAGGCGCUCCUCGACGGGAAAUUAGACGAGCACGACAAACGCGUGGCGAAGCAGCAGAAAAAGCGCGGAAAGGGGUGGGAGAAGCGCCUGCGCGGUAUGGAUUUUGUCGGGGAAGGGAUUGAUAUCGUCAUUGACGCGCAGGACUCGGCGGCCUCGACCCGGAAGCGUAAGCGGGAACAGCCCUGGGAACUCGACCUGCGCAAAGGCCGCUACGCCGCUGCUCUCGACGCCGUCCUGGCCUCCGCCAAUAGCAACAAUAGCAAUAAUAAUAAUAAUAAGAGCACCGCGGCGAAUAGCAAACUGAACACCCUAACCCUCCUCACGGCGCUGCGGCACCGCUCCGCCCUCCGCGCAGCGCUCAGCGGGCGCGAUGAAGUCACGCUGCAACCCGUGUUGAAGUGGGUGUAUAAAUCCAUCACGGACCCCAGGGUUGUGGAUAUGUGUGUGGAGGUUGCGAUGAAUAUACUGGACAUCUACUCGGGGAAUUUGGGCCAGUCGGCCAUUAUUGAUGGGAUGGUUGAGAGGUUACAUGCGCGGGUGCGGGAGGAGGUGGAUCGGGCACAGCAGGCGUGGAUGACGAAGGGGAUGUUGGGGAUGUUGAGUGUUUCUUGAAAUGUUGAUUUUGGUUUCUUUUUUACGUGCUGUUGGGAUAUCUCAUUUUUAUCGGAUAGGUGUUUGGGAGUUUUGGAUCCCCCGUUUUUUAUUUCCCUCCCACUACAUACUCGAGUGCAUAGUGCAUAGAUUUAUGUUUCUGUUUCCGUUUUUAGCGAAUUCUGCUGGAUGAAAAGGAGGAGAAAAAGCAACAGUGUUCAUAAUAUAGAUUCUGUUCUGAAAUAGCAUCCCCGGCCUAUGUGAAGCCAAGAGUCAUCAUAAUAAUUGAUUAAAAAAACAUCCACCUCAAGGCCCUAGAAAGGAGGGCCGAGACAGAUAUAUAUGAGAAGAAGACAUCGAGAAAUGAAAAUCAUAC